Messenger RNA from Peromyscus leucopus (white-footed mouse), 1197 nucleotides. RefSeq names its product protein FAM131B-like. Lineage: Eukaryota; Metazoa; Chordata; Mammalia; Rodentia; Cricetidae. The record is from RefSeq and is a predicted model, not a curated record.
GUGCUCCCCCGGCGCGCGCCCCGAGUCGGUGAGGGCCGGGCCCCGGCGGCCCCCGGAGUCAUGGGCUGCAUCGGCUCGCGGACUGUGGGGAACGAAGUGAUUGCAGUGGAUUGGAAAGGCCUCAAGGAUGUCGAUCAGAUCAACAUGGACAGCACCAGCUCAUUGCACGGCAGCAGCCUCCAUCGGCCUUCUACAGAGCAAACACGAACAGAUUUCUCCUGGGACGGCAUCAAUCUCUCCAUGGAGGACACCACUUCCAUCCUCCCGAAGCUGAAGCGAAACUCGAAUGCCUAUGGCAUUGGAGCCCUGGCCAAGUCAUCCUUCUCAGGGAUCUCUAGAAGCAUGAAGGACCACGUGACAAAGCCUACAGCCAUGGGGCAAGGCCGGGUGGCCCACAUGAUUGAGUGGCAGGGCUGGGGGAAGGCACCGACAAUUCAGCCGCAGCACAGCCACGAGGCUGUGCGCAGGGAUACAGAUGCUUACUCCGACCUCAGCGAUGGUGAGAAGGAGGCGCGCUUCCUAGCAGGAGUCAUGGAACAGUUUGCUAUUUCUGAGGCUACACUUAUGGCCUGGUCUUCCAUGGAUGGCGAGGACAUGAGUGUCAAUUCGACCCAGGAGCCACUGGACUGCAACUACAGUGACAACUACCAGGAGCUGAUUGAGAGUCAAGAUGCACUGGCUCAAGCCCCCAUGGAUGGAUGGCCUCACUCCUACGUAUCACAGGGGAUGUACUGUCUGGGGUCAUCAGAUGCCUGGGAAGCGAGUGAUCAGUCCCUCAUUGCAUCUCCAGCUACAGGAUCCUAUCUUGGUCCUGCAUUUGAUGACUCACAGCCUAGCCUGCAUGACAUGGGACCUUCCCAACCCGCUUCAAGAUAUUCUGCCAAGGAGCCUCCGCCUUUCUUGGGGGUGGACACUGACUGGGCACCAGAGGUUGGUGGGGUGGACCUGGCCAGGGGAUCUGUAGAAGAAGAGAAGAGACCACGCCCCGAGGAGGAAGAGGAUGCAGGAUGCCGGGACCUGGAGUCGCUUUCUCCACGAGAAGACCCGGAGAUGUCCACUGCUCUUAGCCGGAAGGUGUCUGAUGUCACGUCCUCAGGUGUGCAGUCCUUUGAUGAGGAGGAGGGGGAUGCCAACAACUAGCUUCUUCCCGCCCCACUCUGACCUGAGGGGCAUGGCUGCAGCCCAUACCCUCCCAAG